AUGGAUUGUCACGGUGAUGCGUGUUCAUUUUCAAAGCCAGUAGGAAUGUUCAAAACCUUACGACGUCUUCAUGGUCAUAAUUUAGAAAACAGUGGCUUGAACGAUCUUUCCGAAGCAUUUCAAAAUUUCAUGACACGAGCCAGGUUUUUUAGUGUUGGACGUCUGAGACGUACAUGGUCUCAUUCAGCACUUGAAUUUCUGAAAUAUCGGCGUUUAUUGCCAAUGCUGACAUCAGAUCAAGAAAUAGGAUCCAGUGAUUUUGCAAAUGAAUCGAAUUCAUAUCCUCCAACUUCAUCAUAUGCGAAACCAUCAAAAUCAGGGGUGUGUGGUCCGCUACCAUCAUCUCGAAAAGUGCGACGUGAUAGUUCAGUUCGAACAAGCAGACAUGAAGAGCGAAAAAUCAUUGUCAUGAACAUUUCGCCACGUGUUACAACUAACCAGCUGAAAUCAUUUUUCUCAAAAUUUGGUCCGAUUUCAAGUUGCCAGAUACCUUCAGAACAGCGUCGAAACUCACUAUAUGCUACACUAACUCCAAAAUCUCGAUCUAGCAUGACUGCUUUUAUAAUUUUUCGAACUUCAAGCUUGGAUGAAUUCUAUAUUUUUGACAGUAGUGUGAAAAGUGCUGAAAAAGCGAUAAAUGCCGUCGCUGAAGAAUUAAAAUUUUAUGAUCAAGUGAUAACAGCAGUUCCAUCUCACUCUGCAUCUGUUUGCUCAUUAACCGAUGUAGCAUCGUUUUUUGGAAGUUCACUGUCACUUUCUAUAUUGCCAGAAAAAGUACUCACGUUGAUUCUGUCGUACUUACCACCAGUAGAUCGAAUUAGAUCGGAACGAGUGAGCAAAUGCUUUCUUGAAUCAUCUGUGGAAUCAUGGAAAUUAACUAACACAUUGUUAUUUUCUAAUGAUAGUAUUUUUGGUCGUACAUUUUCUUCGUCAAAUCCUCUUCGAAAUAUGCAUUUGAAGGCACUUUUAUCACGUUGUGGUGUGCAUUUAAAAUGUUUGGAUUUAUCAAGGGUAGUUAAUUUGCUGGAUGAAGGGGCUUUUCAAAUCAUUUCUUUGUCAUGCCCAAAUUUGGUUGAAGUAAAUUUAUCAGGUCUUAGUUGCCAUUGGCGAGCUGUACGCACAUUUGCUGAACCGCUGAAGAAUUUGCGGUCUAUUACUUAUAAAAAUAUGGUUAACAUUAGUGAUAAAACAAUGUGGUACCUAUUUAAACCUGUUGGAAUGAAUAUCCGAGAAGUUGACCUACGAGGUUGUCGUCGAUUCAAAGGCCGUUGUUUUAAACUAUUUGGAGAUCAGUUGCAAAAGAUUUUUCUUGAUGGCUGUUAUCGUUUGGAUAAGCAGUCUUUGGAAGAAUUAUGCUUUCACUCACCAAAUAUUAUUGAACUCCGUUUAAGUGGUUGUCGGUUGGUCUCAGAUGAUAUACUGAGUUUAAUAUCAAGAAAUUUGCAAUAUUUGAAAUCAUUUGCCUUGUGUGGUGAUUGCUUCGUGGAUUUGACACCAGUGGGUCUCAUGGCUCUUACACGUUUGCACUUUCUUCAUGAAUUGUGGUUAGAUUACAAUUCAUUGGUGUCAGAUCAACUAUUAGAAGCUAUUUUUGAUAAUCUCACAUGUUUACGUUUACUAAGCUUGGCACACGCUGGCUCAGAUGCAACGAUUACUAAAGAAGUUGCUUCGAAAAUAGCGAAAUUAACAGAACUUGAAACGCUUAACGUAAGCUCACUAGCAGCGGUAACAAACAAUGUUUUGUCAUCAAUUGCUUCUGGUUGCUCUAAACUUCGUAUCUUUCGAGCUCGGUGUUGCACAUAUCUUGGUGAAGAAGGUGUCUGUUCGUUAACGAUGCUGAAAAAUUUGGAACAUGUGGAUCUUAGUGGAUGUCUUCUUGUAACUUCAAAAUGUAUUCAAACAUUACUCGAUUCAUUUACGUUGAUUACAAAUUCACAUGCAAAACAGACAGUCACUGUUGUCAUCGGGGGAACGAUAUGUAAUAUUCAAUCGCUACGUAAAUGUAAUAGUCGGGUGGUGGUGGAUACCAGUGAUUAUAGCGAAAUUUCAGCUGAUUCUGCUCGGGACCUUUUUCCUACUUCUUCUGUUUUGCCAGGUAUAGAAAAUAACUCAAGCGAGAGUUCUUCAGACGGCGAAUUCGACGCUUUAACAACUCAUCGUUCGUUCAUAAUUGAUGCUCUGGAUGGACUAGAAGAUGAUUCACUAAUGGAAGCUCAAAAAUCAAUCGAUGAGUGGGCUGAGCGUGAAGCUCUUGAUUUAGGUCUUAUAAUUAAGUGA
This is a messenger RNA of Thelazia callipaeda (thelaziosis nematode), 2277 nucleotides long. NCBI's taxonomy places the organism in Eukaryota, Metazoa, Nematoda, Chromadorea, Rhabditida, Thelaziidae. The record is from the annotation of a GenBank genome assembly.